This is a messenger RNA of Cladocopium goreaui, 1615 nucleotides long. The record is from the annotation of a GenBank genome assembly. NCBI's taxonomy places the organism in Eukaryota, Dinophyceae, Suessiales, Symbiodiniaceae.
GCCACGGCGCUACGGCGCCCCGGCCUGGAACAACCAGCGAUUCCCAAUGGAGAUCAGCCCUGAGUUGCUGGCUGAAGUGGGGAUCAGCUUCGAGGAGCAGAGCGACCCCGUGGAAGGAGCGAGCUCCGGGCCUUCCGAAUUCUCCGGAUCUUUCAUGGAGCCGAAGCCAGAAUCUAUGGGCUCCAUCCGAGAGAAAAAAUUGAUUGACAUGAAGCAUUUGGAGGUGGAGAGUGACAUCAUCAGAGGUAUCAGCUUGCAGAAAACAUUGAGGAGCUUUGGGGCUGUUUGGAUGAAAUCUCAUCCCGGAAAACGCCGGGAGCGUUGGGAACGAUCCAUACAGGUGCAGCGCUUCGAUCUUUUUUUGUCUCAUACCUGGCUGACCAAUGGAAGGUGGAAGGUCCUGUCACUACUGCUGCAGUCCAGUUGGCCUAUCUUCUUGGUGGGGUGGAUCAUUGCUGUUCUGGCUGCAAUCCCCUUACAUUUCAUGGAAGAUUUGCCCAGUGUCCUCAGCUAUACCUGCACCAGUUUUGCCUAUGAGGGCAGCUGCACUCUUCGGGUCUAUACUCAUUACUUCGGGAUGAUGGGUGGGAUCCUGGGACUGUUGCUAGCUCCUUACAUCCCAAGCUUUCGCGAGAAGAUGUGUUUUCUCGACGUGGUAAGUAUUCAUCAGGCGGACCAAGUUUACAUGCAACGGGGCAUUUAUGCCAUCGGAGGUUUCCUCGCAGUCUCUGCUGAAUUGCAGAUAUUGUGGGACCGGCCGUAUUUCGAUCGGCUUUGGUGUGUCUUUGAGCUGGCCGCCUUUCGCACAUGCAAUCCACAAGGAAAGAUCUCAUUGACACCUCUCUUCGUGGAAGCCUGCUUGGUCUUUGGCCUGGUGGUGCUCUAUGCCCGGACGAGCCUCCAUUGGCUCUUUCCAGCCCUCAAUUGGCCAGAGGAGCUUUCAUACGCGCUGCAUGCAGUGAUUAUAUUACCCUUCCUGCACUACUGCCGUGGGAUCCUACACAAAAAGCGCCAAAUGAUCCAAGAUCUUCGGAAUUUCGAUUUGACGCGUGUGCAGUGCAGUAGCAGUUUCGACCGAGAUUUCAUUCAAGCCGGCAUUUGCAAAUGGUAUGGAAGCUCCGAGGCAUUCACAAUCUAUGUGAAGGGACCACUGGCUGAUGAACUGGCAGAACCUUUCUCCAGAUUUCGUGUACCUCAACCCUACUGGGCGGUCUUGGCGGCACCCUUGAUCAGUUUCGAGUUGUGCUGGAUCCUUGCCAUUAUCAACGCAGGAGCGUCAGUUCAAGGUGUUGCCUGGAUGUGUUGGAUACGGACCUCACAUGUUUUGCUGGAGCUGACUGAAAUCAAAUUCGUUGUCGAAGCCUGCGACUAUUUUGCAGAACCAUCCAACCUGAACUUGGUAAAAACAUCCUGUGUUUGGCUUGGGCUCAUUGCCAUGAUUUUUAUUAUAUGGCAACUGCAAUAUGUCUUGGAGGCUGCUGGUGAGCUUCCUGCCUUUAUGUCCAGCCUCUUGGUUGUCGUAAUCUUUAUUAUAUUCGUUCUUGGCGAGGUCAAUUUGCUCCCAGACAUGUGGAAGGCCAGGACAGCUUUCCAGGCUCAGAAAGCUGAAAGCUGA